AGGUGAUUCCAAGAAAGAAAUUAAUUCGGUCCAAUCUCAAAUCAAUAUUUUUACUACAUAUUUUGUUGUUGUUAUGGACAUGCCUCCAGGCCAAAACAUGCCUAUGUCAAAUGACACAAACAGCAUGAUGAUGCAGAUGAGUUUCUAUUGGGGCAGAAAAGCAAUAGUUCUUUUCUCUGGGUGGCCAAAUGACAACCUUGGAAUGUACAUCUUAGCUAUUUUGUUUGUGUUCCUUCUAGCUAUGGCUGCUGAGGUUUUGUCUAACCAACCAACCAUCAAACGUAGGACUAAUCCCCUCAUUGGAGCCUUCUUUCAGUCUUCUGUUCACUUCUUUCGAAUCGGUUUCGCUUACUUGGUUAUGCUUUCUGUUAUGUCCUUCAAUCUUGGAAUCUUCUUUGCUGCUCUUUUUGGUCAUUCUUUCGGAUUCUUCGUCGCUAGAUCGCGUGCUAUUGCUCUUGCUAAUCAAGAAGAUAAAAAUUCCUCCUCUGUUACACUUCAAAUUUGAGCUAUUGUGUUUUACAUGUUUUUUUUAAGUUCCCUAGUUUUUCAAAGCUUUUUACACUCCCUAUGUAAUAAAAUAUAAACAAAAAAAAGUAUAUAUGUAUUUAGAUCAAAGUGAUCCUGGUACAUAUGUUUUUAUGUUUAUAUUUUGUUAAAAAGAAAGUAUAUGUUAUAGAUUGAUGAAGAAUGAUUGCAUCUAUUUGAUAGUUAAUUUUUGUCUUGUCGUGUUCAAAACUUUGUAUCAUGUUCUUAAAGUUUGCCGUACAAAAAGUGAAAUGUAUUAAAUAGCACUUAAAUCGUAUGUAAAUAUGUAUUUUUCUCUGUUAAA
Molecule: messenger RNA, 829 nt
Organism: Cicer arietinum (chickpea)
Lineage: Eukaryota; Viridiplantae; Streptophyta; Magnoliopsida; Fabales; Fabaceae
Product: copper transporter 6-like
Biological process (GO): copper ion transmembrane transport
Cellular component (GO): plasma membrane
Molecular function (GO): copper ion transmembrane transporter activity
Source: RefSeq, a predicted model, not a curated record